This is a messenger RNA of Alosa alosa (allis shad), 2192 nucleotides long. RefSeq names its product cdkn1a interacting zinc finger protein 1a (gene ciz1a). Gene Ontology annotation, cellular component: nucleus. Lineage: Eukaryota; Metazoa; Chordata; Actinopteri; Clupeiformes; Clupeidae. Gene Ontology annotation, molecular function: zinc ion binding; nucleic acid binding. The record is from RefSeq and is a predicted model, not a curated record.
UAGCCAUCGCGAGUGUGGAGGAUCAUGCUAGUGAGCAGCAUAGCAAACUGCGCAGAACGAUGAACAAUUGAUGUGAUAGGAAGUUGCAACAGGCUACAGCACGUCAGAGUUUUAUUUCAACCGGUUUCCACUUUUUAUAAGAUCUCUGGAGGCACCAUCUAAACGCCAGGAUGUUUAACCCGCAUCAUCACCACCACCAACAGCAGCAGCAGCAGCAAUUUCACCAACAUUUGCGGCAGCUUCAGCAACUGUUUCAGCAACAACCUCCACCACCACCUCCACCCCCGCCACCGCCACCACAGCCCCCGCCGUCUCAUCACAUGUCGCAUCACCAUCAAAGUGGCCGGCCCAUCGCGGUGGCGGCGCCGGCGCCCCCUCCCCGUAUGGUGAACCUCUGCUCCCCUACACAAGCGACCAUUCUCGCUCCCAACCCCAUGCUACAAGGGGCGCUACUGAUGCAGCAGAUGCAAGGUAGCAUGCGUGGCUUUGCGAUGGGGGGACAGCAGUUUACUCAGUUCUUUUCUGCGGGGUCGCGCUCCUCGCUGCUGGGACCGGUACCCAUGGGUGUGGCAAUCAAGACCCCACACAUGGGCUAUGCCCCGCGCCCCUACAACCAUCACGCGCGCUACAUGAACAACGACUACGGCUCUCGGCUGCCUGACAGGAAGCGUGAAAAUGAACAGAGAUCUGCUGGAACCUCAGAGGGACAACCGGGAGCCAGUGGCAGCAAAGAUGAAGCAGCAGUACCUCUGGCUGACGGACCCAGUGACGCCUCGGCACAGCAGGAUGAGGAACCAGCUCUGAAGAAGCCCCGCACUGAAGGGUCAGAGGAGGUUGCAGGGACUCUGGGGGAAGACUACGAGAGCCCAGCUGGAGAUUCCAACCCCACAGACAGCGUAACGUUGCAAGAGGGGGGCAGCAUGGCGGGACCAGACGCUGAUGAUGCCCUGGAGCAGAGCCGAGCUGCAGAGAGCGUUGCGUCUCCACUGAAGGUGGGGGAGCGGGAGAACGGUGAGAACCAGACUGACCCCGAGGAUCUUGCCGAGGCGAAGGGCGCCAGCAGCACUGCGGUCAGGACUCAGGAGGAGGCCAGAGAAGGGGCCGUGGGAGGGCCAGGAGGAGGAGAGGGCGCCAACAAGUUCUACUGCUACAUCUGCAACAUCACCUGCCACAACCAGCAGAACUUCCAGAGUCACAUGAACGGCCUGGCGCAUCAGCAGCGCAUGAUGGAGAUCCAGCACAUGAGUAACGCCUGUCUGGUCACGCUGCUGCCCAAGGUGCAGGAGUCACUGCAGAGCAGCCGCAGAGAUGGGGAGAAGAGACCAGGCCUCCAGCGCUGGUGUGCCACCUGCCAGACCCACUUCACCAGCAACGUGCUGGAGCACCGACGCACAAAGGAGCACAAGCUGUGCACCCGCUCAAGCAGCCCUUGCUGCACCGUCUGCAAGUUGCAGUUCAGGACGUCCCGUGAGUUUGUGGAACACAUGCAGACUCCAGAGCACCAGCAGAGAGUACAGGAGCUACGUGAGGGCCAGGUGGAGGGACUGGGGGAUCUGAGCGCUUUGGAUGAUAAGGGAUGUUUGAUGGGAGAGGAGGAGGCCGAGGAGGGGGAGGAUGAUGUAGAGGACGAGUCUAACGGACAGGGGGUGUCAGAGGUGACCUUGGAGGAUAUGGCAGAUGACGAAGAGUUUGACUCCGACACAAUCUAUGGUUCCAGCUUUCUGGUUCCGGUGGCAGGGUUCCUCUGCAGACUCUGCAGCCAGUUCUACCAGUUUGAGUCGAUGGCACGGCAUUCACACUGCAAGUCGCUACUGCACUUUCAGAACCUCAAGAAGUACAGAGACUUGCGUAAGCAGGAGGACCAGGCCGAGGCCGGCCCAUCAGAGAUGGACAGCAGCCCGGAUGAGACCCGUCUCGGACCCGCCGGGGACCAGGGCACCAACACCGUCCAUACUCCAUCUACGGAACCAGAACCAGACUCCGAGCUGGACCAGGCACCCGUAGAGUCUGACCUCACCCAGGCCAGCUCAUCACCCACGCCCGACCCAUGUCUCAGCAACAGUGCCACAAGGGCAUCCAGACGCUCUGCUGCCCAGCAGGAAGAGGAGCAGCAGCAGGACACUCAGGUCACCGCCACAGCCUCUGCCUCCAGUCAGCCCACAGAGGAGCAGGACCAGGGGAAGCCCUUGUGA